This is a messenger RNA of Lutra lutra (Eurasian river otter), 2083 nucleotides long. RefSeq names its product small nuclear ribonucleoprotein U11/U12 subunit 48 (gene SNRNP48). The coding region runs from base 53 to 1066 and encodes 337 amino acids. Gene Ontology annotation, cellular component: cytosol; nucleoplasm; U12-type spliceosomal complex. The record is from RefSeq and is a predicted model, not a curated record. Lineage: Eukaryota; Metazoa; Chordata; Mammalia; Carnivora; Mustelidae. The transcript has 10 exons.
GCGCGCGGCGCCGGCAGUUCGACUGCUUCCUCCUGGCGGGUCGGGCGCGGCCAUGGAGGGCGAGCCGCCCCCAGUGGAGGAGCGACGGCGGCUACAGCAGGAGCUUAGCGAGUUCGUGGAGAGCUGCUGCCGGAGGCUGGAGGAGGUGACGGGGUCCCUGGGCUGGAGCCUGGAUCGGCUGGAUCCCGGGGAAGAGGCGGCAGAGGAUGAAGUUGUGAUAUGUCCCUAUGAUUCCAAUCAUCACAUGCCUAAAUCAUCUUUAGCAAAGCACAUGGUGUCUUGUAGAUUGAGGAAACUGGGCUAUACCAAAGAAGAAGAGGAUCAAAUGUAUAAUUCUGAUUUUUUCUAUGAGAAUGUGAAGAUACCUUCAAUUACUUUGAAUAAGGACUCACAAUUCCAGAUAAUUAAACAAGCUAGAACUGCAGUUGGAAAAGAUGGUGAUGGUUAUAAUCAAAGGAUUUAUUCUUCGUUACCUGUUGAAGUUCCUCUGAAUCACAAACGGUGUGUUUGUGAUCUGACCCAAGCUGAUCGUCUUGCCCUCUAUGAUUUUGUAGUGGAGGAGACGAAGAAAAAGCGCUCUGAUUCACAGAUUAUUGAAAAUGACAGUGAUCUCUUUGUAGACUUGGCUGCCAAAGUCAAUCAAGAUAAUAGUCGAAAAAGUCCAAAAUCUUACCUUGAAAUCCUGGCAGAAGUGAGAGAUUAUAAAAGAAGACGCCAGUCCUAUAGAGCUAAGAAUGUUCACAUAACCAAGAAAUCAUAUACGGAGGUGAUACGGGAUGUCAUAAAUGUGCACAUGGAAGAACUCAGUAGUCAUUGGCAAGAAGAGCAAAGAGCAGAGGAUGAUGCUGAAAAGAAUGAAGAAAGACGAUCAGCUUCAGUAGAUUCCCGGCAGUCUGGUGGAAGUUAUCUGGAUGCUGAGUAUUCACGACAUAGAAAGGAUCGGAGUAGGAGCCCACAUAAACGGAAAAGAAAUAAAGAUAAGGAUAAAAACUGGGACUCUAGAAGAAGGAAGGACAGGGAUGGGGAAAGACAUCAUAGUCAUAAAAGGAGAAAGCAAAAAAUAUAAUGAGUAUAUGUACCAGAAUUGGGAGGGUACAGAGAAGAUGAGCAUGGCUUCUGCACAAGGAUGAGAAGUAAAAUGUAACCAGAGUUCUUUACAGAUUUUUAAGUAUAAUACCAGCUACUAAAAAAAAAAAAAAAAAAAAUACCAGCUACUGCAAACUAUCCAAUAAAAUAGACAUAGAUGGAAAGAGGCUUUGUUUGACCCUUGCACAUAUUAAUUUUCCAUGCUUAUCUGUUUGUGUUUUAGACUCAUUCACUGGAUUAUGAGCUCUUUGAGAGAAGGUUUUAUAUCUUUAUCAAUAUAACCCCCAUGCCUAGCAAUUUAUCAUUUUUAAAUUUUGGCAGAAGGAUUUGCAAGCCCCCGUCAUUUAACAUCUAAUUUUUGAUUCACAAAAUACUGAUCUUUAUCAGUACUAUAACUGCUAUCCAUCUUAUCCAUAUUAAAUCCUACCUUAGGUGGCACCUUCAUGCCUACAUUUAUGAUCUACUGGCCAUAAACAAUUUUCUCUGCUGAACUCUUAAAAGCACUAAGGAUAGUUAACAUUCAUUGAGCACUUACUAUGUAGCAGACCGAACUUUUUAAAAAUAUACAUAUAGAAAGUAUACAUAGCAACAUUUACCAUUAGCUGUUUUUAAGUACAUAGUUCAGUGGCAUUAGUAAUCACAUUGUUGUACAACCAUCACCACUAUACGUCUCCAGAAUGUUUUCAUCAUCCCAAACUGAAUCUGUCUCUACCCAUUAAACAGCAGCUCUCCAUUUACCCCUUCCCUCAGCCCUUGGUAAUCACCACUCCACUUUCUGUCUCUAUGAAUUUGACUAUUCUAGGGACCUCAUAGAAGUGGAAUCAGAAUUGUGUGUGUGUGUGUGUGUGUGUGUGUGUGUGUGGCUUAUUUUACUUAGUGUUUUCAAGGUUCAUCCAUCUUGUAGCAUGUAUCAGAAAUUCAUUUCUUUUAAGGCUGAAUAAUACUCCAUUGUGUAUAUAUUCCAUAUCUGUUCGUCCAUUCAUCUGUCGGUGGGCAU